Plasmodium yoelii is the source of this 1137-nucleotide messenger RNA. Its product is annotated as mitochondrial ribosomal protein L21 precursor, putative. Gene Ontology annotation, molecular function: structural constituent of ribosome. NCBI's taxonomy places the organism in Eukaryota, Apicomplexa, Aconoidasida, Haemosporida, Plasmodiidae. The record is from RefSeq and is a predicted model, not a curated record. The transcript has a single exon. The coding region runs from base 1 to 1137 and encodes 378 amino acids. Gene Ontology annotation, cellular component: ribosome; mitochondrial large ribosomal subunit.
AUGCUUGGAAAACACCGAAAAAGGAAAAUAAACCCGCCACUUUAUCCAAUACACCCAAAUGAAGAAAAAAAAAAAAACUUAAAUAAUUUUAUAACAUAUAAAGAUUUAAAAAUUAGGUGGAAAAACACAUCCAAAAAUUACAGGAAAAAAGUGACGAUAGCUCGAAAGUGGAAAAAUUUGCAUUGUCUUUUACCUCAAAAUAAAAGUUCAUGCAUAUUUGUUUUGCAUAAAAAUUUACCAAAAACUCGGAAUAAAAAAAAUAUUUAUAAUUCUACUAUUGAACAGGAUGUAGAUGCUGAUAGUGUGAAAAAAUUAGCGCAUGAAAAUGAACAAGGCGGACUAAAAAACGGAGAAAAAAACGGAGAAAAAAACGGAGAAAAAAACGGAGUAAAAGAUUGUAACACAAGUGUGACCAUACGUGGAAGAAGAAAAAAUAAAACAAAAAAAUUAAAGUAUCAAAUUGAAGAGGCUAGUAAAAUAGAUGAUAUAAAUAAUAAUUAUUAUGAUAAGCCACCAAAAAAUUUAGAAUAUCUUAUAAAAAAAAAUGAAUUAUUUUGUAUUUUUAAAUCAAAUUUUAUAAAUGAACAUAAAGUAGUAAUAGGUGAUAUUGUUCAGACAGAAAAAUUACAUAGGAAAAAAGCUGGAGAUGUUGUUUAUUUUGGAACUGUUCUUUUUGUGGGAUCUAAAGAUUUUUCUAUUAUUGGCAAACCUACUAUCCCAUAUUGUAAAGUUAAAGCAACGAUAGAACAAAUCACAUUAAGUAGAGAAAUUUUAAGUUUUAGAUAUAAAAAGGUUAGAAGAUCAAGCCGUUUUUUAAGAGUAAAACAUUGGGUAACUAUAUUAAAAAUAGAUGAUAUAAUAAUAGAUUUGAAGCAUGAAAUGAAUGGUGAAAUGCGUGGUGAAAUGAGUGGUGAAGUGAAUGAUGAAAGAAACAAACCACUGCAAAUCCUCGACUUAUGGGCAAAUAGAUGGUUAUAUCAAAAAGAAUUAAAUUUUAUUAAAUUUGAUAUAAAUAAUAAACCUUUAGCAGAAAAAAUAUAUAAUUUAGUAGAGCAUCAGCCAAACACUUUACACAGACGAGGCUUGAAUAAAUGCUAUCGAUUUCAUCCUGACCCUUUCCUCCCACUUUCAUAUUAA